Molecule: messenger RNA, 2019 nt
Organism: Diversispora eburnea
Lineage: Eukaryota; Fungi; Glomeromycota; Glomeromycetes; Diversisporales; Diversisporaceae
Source: the annotation of a GenBank genome assembly
AUGAAUACUUCUGAAAAUAUCAAAGAAUUAAGACCUAUUAAAAAGCUUCAAGACGCUGUUAUAAACAGAAUUGCUGCUGGAGAGAAUCCUGACUAUAUAAAGAUCAUUCAUAGACCUGCCAACGCGAUAAAGGAAUUGAUAGAAAAUUCUUUAGAUGCGGGUGCAACUAAUAUACGGAUAUUAGUUAAAGAAGGGGGUCUUAAGUUACUCCAAAUUCAAGAUAAUGGACAUGGAAUUAGGAGAGAAGAUAUGGAUAUUGUAUGUGAACGUUUCACUACAAGUAAACUCAAGAGUUUUAAUGAUUUAUCAAGUAUUAAUACCUAUGGUUUUCGAGGAGAAGCUCUCGCUAGUAUUAGUCACGUAGCUCAUGUUACUAUAACUACGAAAACAGCAGAUUCUAAAUCAUGUUAUUCUGAUGGUAAACUUGUUUCACCAAAGCCUGGAACUAGUGCUGAACCGAAAGCAUGUGCUGGUAAUACUGGAACACAAAUUACGGCGGAAGAUCUAUUUUAUAAUGUGCCGACGCGUAAACAAGCUUUAAAACAUCCCAAUGACGAAUAUAAUCGAAUUUUAGAUAUCGUUAAUCGUUAUGCCAUUCAUAAUUCGGGUGUCGGUUUUUCGUGUAAAAAGCAAGGUUCAAAACAACCUGAUGUGAAUAGUUUGUCAACAGCAUCCACUCUAGAUAAUAUUCGACAAAUAUACGGAAGUACAGCUUCCGAAUUAUUAAAUUUAGAAAAGGUUUCGAAAAAAUUCGAUUUCAAAUUUAAUGGAUAUAUUUCCAAUGCAAACUUUAAUCUCAGGAAGAUGACAUUUUUAUUAUUCAUCAACCAUAGAGCUGUGGAAAGUUCAGCAUUGAAAAGAACUAUUGAAGGUGUAUAUGAAACCUAUUUGCCAAAAAAUUCAUAUCCAUUUGUAUAUUUAAGUUUGGAAAUAAAUCCACAAAAUGUGGACGUAAAUAUACAUCCUACAAAACGAGAGGUUCGUUUUUUAAAUGAAGAUGAGGUUAUCGCAAUCAUAGGAGAUGCAAUACAGGAACGACUUACUUUAUUACCAGGAGCAAAAGUAUUAGAUACAAGUACAAAGGAUCCUGAAAGUUCAACUAAAAAAUCUGGAAAAAAUCCAGAAACGAGAAUACAACCUGAAAAUAGUAAUAUAAUUAAUGAAAUUUCGGGAGGUACAAAUUUGAAACGUAAACGUGUGAAAAAUGAGGUAAAACUAACUAGCAUACUGGCAUUGCGUAAUCAUUGUAAAGAAGUAGAACACAAAGGACUUACUGACUUGCUUGCAAAUCAUACCUGGGUGGGAUGUGUUGAUGAUUCCAUACCUUUAGCUUUGAUACAACAUCAAACAAAACUUUAUAUGGUUAACUAUAAUAUUUUAUGUGAAGAAUUAUUCUAUCAAUUGACUCUGCAGGAAUUCAGUAAUUUUGCUUUUAUCCGUUUAUCUAAACCAGCUCCAAUUAAGGAACUCAUAAUUUUUGCAUUAGAAACAAAUACAUUAAUCUCACGAAGGAAUAUGCUUCUAGAAUAUUUUUCAUUAACUAUUAAUGAAUCAGGUGAAUUAAUCACUUUACCGUUAAUAUUGAAAGGUUAUGCCCCGAAUUUAGAUAAACUUCCGACGUUUUUAUUACGUUUGGGUACAGAGGUCGAUUGGGAAACAGAAAAGGGAUGUUUUGAAAAAAUUUCUCGUGAAUUUGGAUCAUUUUAUGCUCCAGAACCAUUGACUUUCCCUCGAGAUAAUGUCGAACCUGAAAAUAUCAUCAACUCAAUUGAUGUUGAAAAUGAAAUACCUGUUACAAUGGAAAUUCGACAAGAAAGAAAUAUUGAAAAUACAAAUAAUCAAUCCGCUAAUCAAAAACAAAUAACUGAAAUUUCAAAAUAUCGUUGGCAAAUUGAACAUUUGAUAUUUCCAAUUUUAAAAAAUAAUCAAUUCUUUGCUCCCAAGAAUAUCGCCGAAAGUGGUCACGUAAUUCAAAUAGCUAAUUUACCUGAUUUAUAUCGUAUUUUCGAGCGUUGUUAA